CACGGGUCGCGCCGCAGGGCUGGGGGAGGUGGCUAGCGCGGGCCGGCCUGGCUCGGCCCGGCACCAUGUCUGCCGGAGGGGAGCUCGGGAACCCCCUGCGGAAGUUCAAGCUGGUCUUCCUAGGGGAGCAGAGCGUUGGGAAGACAUCACUGAUCACGAGGUUCAUGUAUGACAGCUUCGACAACACAUAUCAGGCUACAAUUGGCAUUGAUUUCCUAUCAAAAACCAUGUACCUGGAGGACCGGACAGUCCGGUUGCAGCUCUGGGACACAGCAGGCCAGGAGCGGUUCCGGAGCCUCAUCCCCAGCUACAUCCGAGACUCCACCGUGGCUGUGGUCGUUUACGAUAUCACGAGUGAGUUGGACCUUCUGCCUGGCACCUGGAGCAUGAUGGGUUGCUGCUGUGUCUAUCUCAACUCCUUCCAGCAAACGGCCAAAUGGAUUGAUGAUGUCAGGACUGAAAGGGGAAGCGACGUCAUCAUCAUGCUUGUUGGCAACAAGACAGAUCUCGCAGACAAGAGGCAGAUAACAAUUGACGAAGGGGAACAGCAAGCCAAAGAACUGAAGGUCAUGUUCACUGAGACCAGUGCAAAAACAGGAUACAAUGUAAAACAGCUCUUCCGGCGUGUGGCUUCAGCUCUACCAGGAAUGGAGAGUUCCCAAGAGAAGGGCAAAGAAGGAAUGGUUGACAUCAAGUUGGACAAGCCCCAGGAAGCACCAGCCAGUGAAAGUGGGUGCUCAUGCUAGCCCAGAGCAGUCAGCUGCCUGCGCUAUCCCAUGCUCAACACCUUGCUGCCCAGAGAAGCCACUGGAGUUGGCAGCUGGGAACUGCAUCGUUUGCGCUUUCUGGGGCAGAAAGAUUGGGAGGCAUGGGGAAAACAUUCUCUUCACAGUCAUGGCACUUAGCUGUGAUUACUGAAAAUCCAUUUUUCUUUGCUAUGUUUUUGUUGUAAAAUGUCAAGGGGAAGGGGCAGAUUGUUUAGAAACUACAAAUAAAAUAGGUUAUACAACUGCCAAAAUAAAAUGUUGAGAAAG
Molecule: messenger RNA, 1034 nt
Organism: Rhea pennata
Lineage: Eukaryota; Metazoa; Chordata; Aves; Rheiformes; Rheidae
Gene: RAB6B
Product: RAB6B, member RAS oncogene family
Exons: 8
Coding region: 66-746 (226 amino acids)
Biological process (GO): vesicle-mediated transport
Molecular function (GO): GTPase activity; GTP binding
Source: RefSeq, a predicted model, not a curated record